Molecule: messenger RNA, 1267 nt
Organism: Zea mays
Lineage: Eukaryota; Viridiplantae; Streptophyta; Magnoliopsida; Poales; Poaceae
Exons: 12
Coding region: 149-1144 (331 amino acids)
Source: RefSeq, marked validated
AAUUAGUUCCUCGAUCGAUUAUCACCAGCAUCUCACUUCGUUCAGAUAUAUAUAGCAAGUCUAAGUCUUAGUUUUUGCUUUUGGAACAUCUCUCUAAUUUCACGAUUGAGCGUACGUGCGCACAAACAAACAAACAAACAAACAAUAUAUGGGUUCUUCCAAUGAUGUCACGGCGAUUCCUCUAAUCGAUGUUGCCCCACUUGUCAAAAAGAUUGAUGAUCCAGACAUGGCAAAUGAUAAGGAUUUGCUACGAGUUGUUCUAACGUUGGACUAUGCUUGCAAGGAGGUUGGAUUCUUUUAUGUGAAAGGCCACGGCAUUUGUGAGAUGCUAAUGAGGGAAGUGAGGGAUGUGUCACACAAAUUCUUUCAGCUUCCACAUGAGGAAAAGAUGAAGAUUAAGAUGACACGUCAAAGUGGGUAUAGAGGGUAUCAAAAGCUAGGAGAGAAUGUUACCAAGGAAAAACGUGAUAUGCACGAAGCAGUCAAUUGCUUGACUCCUAUUGCACCUGGCAAAUACGGAGACCUUGGUAAAACACUUGAAGGAGACAAUCUGUGGCCUGAAUACCCAUCAAAUUUGAAGGUAGUGCUGGAAAACUAUAUCAGCCUUGUCAAAGAUCUGUCAAGGAAGAUCAUGCGAGGUAUAGCUUUGGCAUUGGGUGGGCCUGCUGAUGCCUUUGAAAGGGGAAUAGCAGGAGAUCCUUACUGGGCUCUCAGGCUGGUUAGCUACCCUGUUUCAAGCAGUGAUGAGAAACGCACUGAUGAUACUGGGAUGAUGGGAUCGCACACAGACUACGGACUUGUUACACUGGUUAACCAGGAUGAUGACAUUUGUGCCCUUGAGGUCCAAAAUCGUUCCGGUGUGUGGAUACGUGCCAACCCGAUUCCUGAAACCUUUCUUUGCAACAUCGGUGACAUGCUCCAGGUCUGGUCAAAUGGAAUUUACCAACCCACAGUUCAUAGAGUCAUCAACAGCUCCCAUCAACGCCGCGUUUCUGCUGUGUUUUUCUAUGAGACCGAUUUUGAUGCUGCCGUAGAGCCCGUUGAGUUGUGCGUGGAGAAAACAGGCGGCGUCGCCAAGUAUGACAAGGUCGUGUAUGGGGAGCGUCUGGUUCGGAAGGCCUUCUGCUGCUUUGGCCAUUUAUAGGGCUGGAGAAUAAGUUAUAUUGCUACUGUGAAAACAAAGGGCAUACUAUAUGCAUUGCACACACAAUGAUCUGUUGUUAAACCUAUGUGAUAUAUAUUGUGAAAUAAAGGAACACUUAUUAUA